Dufourea novaeangliae is the source of this 417-nucleotide messenger RNA. RefSeq names its product glycine-rich RNA-binding protein 1-like. The transcript has 2 exons. The record is from RefSeq and is a predicted model, not a curated record. Lineage: Eukaryota; Metazoa; Arthropoda; Insecta; Hymenoptera; Halictidae. Bases 1 to 417 code for a protein of 138 amino acids.
AUGAUGUUGAAUAUUAAAGAAAAUUGUCAAAAAUGUUUUGAUUUGGUAGACAUGAUGAUGGGGCAUGAGGAUGGAAGGGGCAAGGGACAGGGCGUAGUAGCUAAGGGAUAUGAGAUGGUCUGUGGUCAGACACGUGUAACAGUAACUACUAGAGUUAUAUCCAAUAACUCCACAUGUAGAAAUUUUAAAACUGGUCUGGUACAAAUGUUCGUCAAAUUGAUCAAAGAGAGGACAAUAGCGAAGGAAGGCACAGGAGUGCAAUGGAGGAAAAGGAGCGGUUUAGGAAAUGAGUGGACGAGGUUGAAGGAAAUGAGUGGAGGUGGUGGAGGCGGUGGAGGUGGUGGAGGUGGUGGAGGCGGUGGAGGCGGUGGAGGUGGUGGAGGUGGUGGAGGUGGCGGAGGUGGUGGAGACUAUUAA